Eimeria maxima is the source of this 465-nucleotide messenger RNA. RefSeq lists its product as hypothetical. NCBI's taxonomy places the organism in Eukaryota, Apicomplexa, Conoidasida, Eucoccidiorida, Eimeriidae. The transcript is spliced from 6 exons. The record is from RefSeq and is a predicted model, not a curated record. The coding region runs from base 1 to 465 and encodes 154 amino acids.
AUGGCUAAAAGGCUACAGCAGCUGCUGCAGACAGAGCAGCGGGCAUUAAGAGAUGCAGAGGCGACGUUGCUGCAGGCAUUUGAGGAAAAAGCCCUUGCCCUUAAGACAGAAAUCCUUCAGGAGAAUCAACACCGACAGAAGCAAGAGGCGAGCAUUGUACAGUACUGCGAGGUAGAGAUACCGAAGCUGAGGGAAGCGCUGCAGGCAGAAGUUCGUGAGAGGGAGGCCAUGGAGAGCAGAAUAGUACGGGAGGUUGCUGAGCAGAUGCAAAGACUUCAGGGUUUGUUGCAGCAAGAGAAAGAGUUAAGGGAGAAGCAUUUAUCCUCCUUAUUAAGUUUAAUAGAGGAAAUAGUAUUAGAGGUACAAAAAGAUAUAAAAGAAGCAGAAGAAGAAAGAAUAACAGCAGAACAAUCUCUUGUACAUCUUAUGGAACAAACUGUUGAUCGAAUUGCUUCCGUUAUCUAA